CCUUGCCGGUUUGGCGGGGUGAAAGGUUGGGAAGAUGGCGACGGCCUUGAGCGAGGAGGAGCUGGACAAUGAAGACUAUUACUCGUUGCUGAACGUGCGCAGGGAGGCCUCUUCUGAAGAGCUGAAAGCUGCCUACCGGAGGCUCUGUAUGCUUUACCAUCCCGACAAGCACAGAGACCCAGAGCUCAAAUCACAGGCAGAACGACUGUUUAACCUUGUUCACCAGGCUUAUGAAGUGCUUAGUGACCCCCAAACCAGGGCCAUCUAUGAUAUAUAUGGAAAGAGAGGACUGGAAAUGGAAGGAUGGGAGGUUGUGGAAAGGAGGAGAACACCAGCUGAAAUUAGAGAAGAGUUUGAACGGUUGCAGAGGGAGAGGGAAGAGAGACGGCUGCAGCAGCGAACCAAUCCCAAGGGGACCAUCAGCGUUGGCAUUGAUGCCACUGACCUUUUUGAUCGCUAUGAGGAGGAGUACGAAGAUGUGUCCGGAAGUGGCUUUCCGCAGAUAGAAAUUAACAAGAUGCACAUAUCCCAGUCUAUUGAGGCACCCUUGACAGCUACAGACACAGCCGUCCUCUCUGGAAGCCUCUCAACGCAGAAUGGGAAUGGAGGGGGUUCCAUUAACUUUGCACUCAGACGAGUCACUUCUGCAAAGGGAUGGGGAGAGUUAGAAUUUGGAGCUGGGGAUCUGCAGGGGCCUUUAUUUGGUCUAAAGCUGUUCCGUAAUCUCACACCAAGAUGCUUUGUGACGACAAACUGUGCUCUGCAGUUUUCGUCCCGUGGAAUCCGGCCUGGCCUUACCACUGUCCUAGCUCGGAACCUGGACAAGAACACUGUGGGCUACUUGCAAUGGCGGUGGGGUAUCCAGUCGGCCAUGAACACUAGCAUCGUCCGGGACACCAAAACCAGCCACUUCACUGUGGCCCUUCAGCUUGGAAUUCCUCACUCCUUUGCACUGAUCAGCUAUCAGCACAAAUUCCAGGAUGAUGAUCAGACUCGUGUGAAAGGAUCCCUUAAGGCAGGCUUCUUCGGGACGGUGGUGGAGUACGGGGCAGAGAGAAAAAUCUCCAGGCACAGCAUUCUAGGUGCAGCCGUCAGCGUUGGAGUCCCACAGGGUGUUUCUCUCAAAGUCAAGUUAAACAGGGCCAGUCAGACUUACUUCUUCCCUAUUCAUCUGACGGAUCAGCUUCUUCCCAGCGCUGUGUUCUAUGCCACUGUGGGGCCUCUCGUGGUCUACUUUGCUAUGCACCGUCUGAUCAUCAAACCAUACCUCAGGGCUCAGAAAGAGAAGGAAUUGGAGAAGCAAAGGGAAAGCACGGCCACCGACAUUCUGCAGAAGAAACAAGAGGCAGAGGCCGCUGUUCGGUUGAUGCAGGAAUCUGUGCGAAGAAUAAUCGAGGCAGAAGAGUCCAGAAUGGGGCUCAUCAUCGUCAACGCCUGGUACGGGAAGUUUGUCAACGACAAGAGCAAGAAGAGCGAGAAGGUGAAGGUGAUUGAUGUGACUGUGCCCCUCCAGUGCCUGGUGAAGGACUCGAAGCUCAUCCUCACAGAGGCCUCUAAGGCUGGGCUGCCUGGGUUCUAUGACCCGUGUGUGGGUGAAGAGAAGAACCUGAAGGUGCUGUACCAGUUCCGGGGGGUCCUGCAUCAGGUGAUGGCACUGGACAGUGAGGCGCUGAGGAUACCAAAGCAGUCUCACAGGAUUGAUACAGAUGGAUAAACUACUUGAGAAACCAGAUUAAAAAGAGGCUACAAAUAAUCUUUUCCUGGGAGUCUACAAAUUUGGAAGCAGGGGAAAAAACCCAGACGUCAGAUGUGUUUAUUUUAUAUUAUUCCUGUAGAAGGUGGUACCAUGUCAAUUAUGUGAAGGGACACACAGGCACCCCGCUUUCAUGGGUGCUGUAGGUAGGACUGAGGCAGCCCCACCUGGACCAGAACCGCAGCACCACCCAUGGCUGUUUUCCCAAGGAUCACGUCCCUAGAGGGAAGGGCCUGGGCCCCAGGGCGCCUGCAGGUCCCUCCCCAGGCUCAGUGUGUUUGCUGACUGCAGCCACCCAGUAGCUCUUGGUCUCUCUUGAGGUAUUUAUGGAACAUCUUGCCCUCACACACAGGACUGAACUGCUUUUCCUAAAAUCCACAUUGAACAUGGAAAACAAAAUGGAAAGGAAGGAAGGAGUUCUCAGGAGCAGAGGUCUCCAGACCAAGUGAGCAUCUGUUCAAUCAACUUCCCGAAAACCACCUUUUCCUCCUGAAAUAUUACUAAGUGAAUCUGCAGAGUAUUGUGUGGGUUUAUAAAUUUGCUUUUUAUCUGAGAAUGAAUGGUUUUGGAAAUUAGUCUCUUUUUUCUCCUCCCAGAACUUCUUGAAUCAUUCCACUGGCACCUGGUUUGGGACACGGUGGUGUAACUCCAGGUCCCAGGGCCCAUCCCUGUCACGGGUCACUCCCAGGAGCCACCUAUAUCCUUGUGGGAGAAGGUAGAUGAGAGCUGAGCCGUGUCCCUCUCAACCUGCCCCACACAGCUCAGCCUGACCUGCUGUGCCCUUCACACUAGAGUGUAGUGUGAGAAUGAAGAGAGGUUGGGGGGGGCGGGAGGAGGGAAGCAUAGCUGAGGGGGCUUGAAAGGACCAGGGCUCAGACGUGCCAAAUCCUGAGCCAGUCCUGAGCGCCAGGAGAGCUCCGAGGCUGCCUGUGCCUCGCUCACACACAUGGCCAGCAGGUGUCACUGCCGCUCCCCACGACUGGUCAUGUCCAACUCCCUCCUCAGAGGGGCCUCCUGUCUGGGUGUCUGCUCCCAAGACUUUCUUUCACUUGCCUCUUCUGUGGCUGCAGACUGUUUUGGGAGCCAGGAUACUCCUGAACAGCCUGGUCUGUUAACUGUGGUAACAGUUACCUGAUGAGCAAAGAGGGCCUGGAUGGUGGUGGUUCUGGCAGCCUCCCUGUAGCUAUUGCUCAAUGAGGCUUCAUUCCCUGGCAUUGGUACCUGAGUAACUGCUAAUGACCCCCUUCCUCCAGUUUUUAAAAUCAGUUCAGGUUGCCCGGUUCUCUAAUAUUUAUCUAUCUCUUUAUCUCCAUUUUAAAUAAGUUUUUCUCUGAGCUGCUGCUCUGAAUGUGAAUCGUGCAAUAAGCAUUGCGUUAAGCUGAGUCUGACUUCCAACACAGCCCUGUGUUCCCUCCGCGGCCCCUCCACAGCCGGUGGCUCUUCUGGACACUGAUUGUUUGCAACAGACUGUACAGAAGGCACACUCUUACCACAAUAAACCUGUCCUGAAAUCUGG
This is a messenger RNA of Diceros bicornis minor, 3269 nucleotides long. It is a transcript of the gene DNAJC11, whose product is annotated as DnaJ heat shock protein family (Hsp40) member C11. The coding region runs from base 35 to 1714 and encodes 559 amino acids. The record is from RefSeq and is a predicted model, not a curated record. The transcript is spliced from 16 exons. Lineage: Eukaryota; Metazoa; Chordata; Mammalia; Perissodactyla; Rhinocerotidae. Gene Ontology annotation, biological process: cristae formation.